Messenger RNA from Lytechinus variegatus (green sea urchin), 1152 nucleotides. RefSeq lists its product as uncharacterized. The record is from RefSeq and is a predicted model, not a curated record. Gene Ontology annotation, cellular component: plasma membrane. The transcript is spliced from 10 exons. The coding region runs from base 187 to 1152 and encodes 321 amino acids. NCBI's taxonomy places the organism in Eukaryota, Metazoa, Echinodermata, Echinoidea, Temnopleuroida, Toxopneustidae. Gene Ontology annotation, molecular function: protein binding.
CUCGGAGCGGAAGCAUUUCGGGGACUGCGUGAAGUUCAUUCUUUCGUUUUGAAAGGAAAUGAGCUGCACGAGCAACCGUUGAUCAACUCACAGUCGCUAACGUUUCUUGACCUUUCCGAGAAUGUGAUCACAUCCUUUCGAAGCCCUAGAAUUUUCAAAUCGCUUGUGAGCCUGAAAACUCUACACAUGUAUCAUAACAGAAUCGCCUACAUUCCAGCCGGCCUUUUCUCUGGUCUCCAGAAGUUACAGCAUAUUGACCUCCGGCAUAAUUUGAUCGCCUAUAUUGGACCAGACGCUUUUACACCACUACCCUCUCUCCAGGAAGUGCGCGUAUUCAAUAAUUUUUUACAAUGUACGUGUGACACAUACUACAAUCUCGUCGCUAUCGCUGAUUUCCUCCAUGGGUCUCACUGCCAAGAACCUGAUGCAGCAAAAGGACUGGUCUUUGACGGGAAUAAAACAACGCAUGCAAACUAUUAUGGUCUUUUCAACAAUGACUCAUUUCUUUGCACUGCCAGGACUGUUUCCGCUUUUAAGCCCGAGCCAACCAACGUGACGGUGAUCUGGGAAAUGCCAUCUGAAGCGUACCCAGGAGCAUCAUCCCCUCCAUUAGAGGCAGAAAUACAGUGUACUAAUGAAGACAACGCACCAACGCUCACAGCAAACGUUGAUGCCAUCGGAACCAACUCGCACACGUUUACAGAAACGGACGGGGUGGUCACCGGUAUCGAGUACAUCUGCAGUGUUGGCUCUGUCUGGGAAGGCAACUCCAGUUCAAGAGGCCUUCUUGUCCCAGCUGUUGGAAACCAGUGUUCUGCACAUGGUAAUGGCACACAAAGCAAUGACACAGAAGCACCAUGUAUCCCUCUAGUAACAGUACCCCCGGAUAUGAAUGGCCAACAGCUCAAUUUCACCAUUUCAACCUACGAUUUCAGCCUAUCUCAUGAAGACUUUGCUAGAGCCUCUCCUCUACCCAUCUACAACUCGCCCAAGUACGUCCGGGAUAUCUUCAGGGGUGCUUGGUUGCGAGUAUCCGACGACCCGGAAGAAGAUUUGUUCUCAUCCUGGUUUAAAAGUGACCCGGAAGUGAACCUUGCUCUGACAUCACACCUAACGGUGUGGUGGUACCCCGAUGAAUCUCUAUAUAGGUAG